Entrophospora sp. SA101 is the source of this 2424-nucleotide messenger RNA. The record is from the annotation of a GenBank genome assembly. NCBI's taxonomy places the organism in Eukaryota, Fungi, Glomeromycota, Glomeromycetes, Entrophosporales, Entrophosporaceae.
AUGGAUAUACUAAAACAUCGCUCUGUUCAAACGCAAUCAAUUCAAAAGAUUGCAAAUUCUAUUGCAAAAAAUCCAGGAAAUGCUAAAACGCGCAUUAAUGGUGGAAUUGAACCUUCUUUUCUGGAACAACUGUGGUCAUUUAUAACACCAGAACAUACUGGGGUAGUUUCUUUGCAUGCAGUCAAUAAACUAAUCUCUCUUGUAACUAUAGGUGCUAUACCAUGGGAAGAAACUUUGAAUCAUUUGACAGAUUUGUUAUCAACAUCUUCAGGCGACUCAAAAUUUCAUAACGUUAUAAUUACAGGAAUAACGGAUCUUCUAAUUAAUCAUUUAGAUGGAAAUAUUGAUUCAGUAGAAUAUAAAUCACCGUUCAAUAGUAGGGCAAGAAAUUAUGAAGGGAAAAUAGAUCACCCUUUUAUUAUUGUUGCUAAUUCUGAUAUUAUUAAACUAGAAGAAACAUGGUUAAUAUUGAUUUCACAUUUAGAAAGGAUUUUUGAUUUGUCAAGAGUAAAGUUUUCAGCAUCACAACAUAUCAUGAAAGAAAAGAGAUCAUUACAUUAUUUAAUAAACUGUCUUGAAAUGAUGAAACCUUUCCUAGAUUUUGUUAUAUUAAAUGGCUUACAACAACAUAAUAAAAACUACCGGUCUUUAACUAUUAUACAACUGCUGAUUCGAUUAAUGUAUAAAUAUGGAAUUUAUGAGAUAUUUAUCAAGACUUUGAUGAAUUAUUUACUUUCAAUAACACAAAGUUUAUCAUUUAUUGAUGAUAAUGUGAAUACUUAUAUUAUCAUACAAUCACUUGUGCAAAUAAUAAAUAUCAAUAAUAAAACCAAUUCUAUUCUUAAUGAAUGUUCAUCAAAUUUGCUUAAUCAAAUGUUUAAUAUCACUUGUGAUUUAAUCAACAACGAUGACAAUCUAUCAAUAACAACAACAAACAAUUAUAUUCCUCUAAUUUAUCAACUAUUAAUAUUAGAUGAUGGAAAAAUCCUCAUUGCAGAUUUAGAAAAAGGAGAAAUCAGAAAUUUAGCAAUGGUAAUUCUUUUCAGAUUACAAAAAUUUCAAAAUUUAAAAAUUAAUCAAAAUUUUUUAUCUAAAGAGUUAUCAUCAGAAAUAUAUAAUUUAUCAUCAUCAACUUUUCAAAAUAAAAAAAUUCAAAAGUCUAAUAACACACAGAUUAAUUUAUUGUUUCACAUUCCAUAUUUAUUUCAUGAAAACGACACAAGUAAAAUUGAAGCUUUGGAUUAUCUUACAUCAGUAAUAACUGAAGAUAUGCAAAUGGCAAAAUCAUUAAAAUUGCCAAUAUUUUUGUUAUUAUUAUACAUUCUAAGGAAUGAUAUUUCAUCAUCUAUUCAUCUUCAUAUCUUGUAUGAUUCUUUACCAUCAUUAAUCACAAGAAACGAUCCAAUUAUCACAACUAAAAUUUUUAAAGUUAUCACUAAUAUUAUGCAAGAGGAAGAGUUAAAUUUAAAUAAUAAUGAUGGUAUUUAUUAUUAUAAAUUAUCAACAAUUGGUAUAAGGGUUUUAUUUAAAUGCUGGAAAAGACAAAAAAGAUGUUGGGAAGCUUUAAUAUCUGUGAUAAGUAAUUGGGUAGAAGAUAGACUACUUAAGACUUCAAUUGAUAUUAAAAGGGAAGAUUUUGAACUGGAAAUAUCAAUACUGAGUACUAUCAGAGAUAUUUGUAAGAUAGAUGCAGUAAAUUAUUCUGAAGAAUUAAUUCCUUUAAUAUCAAGUUUACUUCAAUCAACAAUAUUACAUCCAAUUAGUUUAUGUUUAGUAAUUGACACUUUAAAUACAUGUAUUGAGGCCAAUGCUGCAGAUAUUUAUGAAGUUUGGAAUAAAUUCAUUAUUUAUAUUGCAGAAAUUGUGAAAAUAAAUAAAAUUUCAAAUUUACAAGUAAUUAGUAUGUUAUGUAAUUUUUAUCAAUUGGUAGCGAAACAUGAUGAUGAUUGUGAAGAAUAUGAAGAACUUAAGAAUGAGGUUUUAUCAAAACACAUGUAUCCAUUAAUUUCUACUGGAGAGGCCCCAAAUAGCUUAAAAGAUAAAGAAAAUGACAAUGUUGAUGAUGAACAAGAGAAAAAAAAACCUUUUGAGUUUCAAAAAAAUCAAGAGAUUUUAAAAUGCGCAUUAAAAGCAUUAUCAUUUUUUUCUGCAACUUGUAUCCUUUCAACAAUUUUUUCCAAGCAACCAAAGAUUAUUGUUAAUCAAAUAAGUCAUUCUAAAUAUUUAAGUCAGAUUGAUGAAUGGAAAUUUGUGCUGAGUAAUUUGAUUUCUUAUGAAAUUGAAAAUAUGAGUCGUACAUUAUUCAAAGUUAAAGGUAGUUUGUUUUCAAUCAGUUCAAAAAUUAUUGAAUCAUGGGAAAGUGGAAAGGUUGUGCCAGGAUUAAGAGUUGGCUAUUCAUUAGCAACAUUAAAUUUUUUCGAAUAA